AUCAAGGAAAAGAAAGGAGAAGCCAUAACAAUCUCCUGUGAUGGCACAUGGCAGAGAAGGGGGUUCCACAGCAAAAAUGGUGUGGUCACUCUUCUCACUGUGGAUGGGCCUAACUCAAAAGUUCUUGGCACUGAGGUUCUCAGUAAUUAUUGCAACCCGUGUGCAAAACAUAAGAAGACUAAAACUGAGGCUGAGUUACAGGCAUGGAAGCUGUCUCAUGCUCAGAAUUGUGAUAAGAAUCACAGUGGAUCUGCAGGUAGCAUGGAGCCCACUGGAGCAUUGGAAAUGUUCAGGCAAAGUGAGCAGUUGUAUGGUCUGCGCUAUGUUUAUUUUCUUGGAGAUGGAGACAGUAAAUCAUACACAUCAGUUGCAAAUGCAGAACCACCUGUGUAUACACUGAUGUGGGUAUUACAAAACUAG
Candidula unifasciata is the source of this 420-nucleotide messenger RNA. The record is from the annotation of a GenBank genome assembly. NCBI's taxonomy places the organism in Eukaryota, Metazoa, Mollusca, Gastropoda, Stylommatophora, Geomitridae.